GUAAGACGUGAAAUAUUUUCAAGUCCGAUGUGUAUAUUUUUUAUAACGCAAAUUAAGACUAUAUUUAUUCAAAAGGUGUUCUGCAUUUUGAUGUGUAAAAUCAAUGUGAACGAUUUGUUCGCAUUUUCCUCAUCGAACAACCAUUUUUUGCAAAUUGUUUGUUAAAAAGUGCAGUGUUAUUUUGAUUUAUUUUCGAUGUAAAGCACCAAUAGCAUUAGCUGCGGAGCAAAAGAAGAAGAAAAGAAAAGAAGAAAAAAAAACGGAUUCGAGAAGAAGAAACAAAAAUUCGUAUUUUUAAAAUAGUGAGAAAGUGUAAAUGCUGUGACACAAUAAGUCUGAAGAAUUGAAUUUUUGGCAUUUAUUCGGUGUGUGAAUAAAAAGUACGAACGGAAUUAUUUGUCGUACUAAACAAUAAAUGGGAAAUCAACUAAAUUUACUUUUAUCAAACAAAAGUCUGCAAGGGCUUUUGUUGAAUUUUCUUUGCAUCGGACAAGAAUAAUCAGUGAAAUAAAGUGGAUAAACAAAGAAUUGAAAGGAUCAACAAAAAUUUAAAAUUUUCUAAUAAACUACAAUCAAACGCAAACGACUAGACAUCUAUCUACAGAAACGUUAUGUUCAUCUAUGUCAUGGCUAAUGCUGAAAAUGACAGGAGAAUCGACCACACAUACCUCCGCGAUGUAGGAGGCACAUUUUUCCCUAUUAAAUUGAUAGAUAAAAAUUUAUGCGAUACUUAGUUGAAGCAAACAGCAAAUAAUACAACAAAACCAAAAACAAAAAAUUAACCAAGAAGUUUGAAGGAGUGAGAUGAUAUAGUCUAUCAUCAGAUAACAACAACCAACAAAAAGUUGACCGUUACAAGGAAAUUUUGAAAUGAUCAUCUAAAACAAAGUGUUUAUGUACUGACUGAAUAUAACAUUGAGGUGGUUUUCAUAAUGAAAAAAGAAAAUUGGUUCAAGUAAUCAGUUGAAAAUCAAAAUUGCAAUUUAACAUAUAUUUGUUGUAUAAAGUUGCGAACCAAGAAAAAAAAAAAGAUUAAAUAAAGUGAAAGUAAUCUAAAUAUAGAGACAUUUGACUGUCUAAAGUCAGACGUGUGUGUAAAUAAAUAGUUGAGUGUAGAGGCAAAGAGGUUGGAAAAUAUUUAUUAAAUUGAAAAAACGGCAAAUGCACCACAGAUAAAUCAACCGGGCCGGAAAGGAGGAACGAAUAUUUAAAGUGAAAAUAACAUUGUGCGAUAUAUAUAUACAUUGGGAUAAAUUCGUUGAAAUGACUUCGCCAUCGUCGAGUAUUGUUGUUGUAGAUAAAAGUGGCUCUGUUGAUGCUAGCAAUUUGAUUCAGUCGUCACAACAUGUUCAUCAAAAUCAACCAAUUCGAGCUCAACAGGUGAUUCUCAACGAAGAUUAUUUGAGCGGUGACAAUAUCGUUCGGGCUGGCAAUGUUAAUUAUUUGAUACCAAUGCCGAGCUCAACCGCACCGAUGAUCAAACCAUCAACGAUCGGUCAACAUCCAAACUCGAAGGUGCAUGUUAUCAGUAAUGUGACACUGGUAUCAAAAGCUGAUCAACCUCAGCCACAAACAAUUAAUUUUGUAAACAGCAAACAUGUACAGCCAUCGAACGCAACAAUCGGCAAUCGUGCAUCCAUUUCGAGUGGCAAUUAUGUAAAUAUAUCAACGAAAUCUCAGCUACAGAGCAAAAUGUUUAAGUCGCAAACAAUGACACAAAUGGAUCAACAAACACAUAUUGUUUCGGCUCAACCAAUUCAACAACAACAACAGCAACACAUCAUAACUAAGCAUUUGAAUAAUGCCAGUGCAAUUGUACAAAAAGUUAUACCACGCAAUAUUCUUGUUUCGACAAGUCGAAUUCAAAAUAAAAUUGAUUCAACAACAAUAACACGAACAACACCAAUUGCACAGCAUCAAACAAAUCAAAUGUCGAAUGUGAUUCAAAUCCAAAAGCCGAACACUAUUGCAAUUACUAAAACGAAUAGUUUAAAUGUGAAUAAUAUUAAAAGUACAAAAGCAAAUCAACAAGCCAUUAAAUUGGUAAAUCAAACGAUUGGUGGUUCUGGUGGCGGUGUCACAUCAACAAUAAAACAUGGAAAUGCUGGCACCGUUAAAACGAUAACAACAAUAAAUGCGAUAUCGAAUCCGAAUACAUUGCAGCAAAAGAAUCAAAUCAAGGCUUCAUAUGGUGUUCAGAAUUCGAAGACAUCACAUCAGCCGCUUCAACAGAAGUCACAAUUUACCGGUGUUCACAGCAAUAUCUCCUCUCAUAGCAGGAACAAUAACAACAACAAUAAUAACACCAUAAAUGCAAAUACCAAAAUAGUGCAACACACGACACCACGCACAAUAAUGUCUAUGAACAAUAUGUGCGUUCAGCCAAAUGUAAUUGGCCAGAAAGUGACAACAGCCAAGAAUGCAUCUACCGGUAAAUAUAUGGCACAAACGAGUUCGAACAUUUCGAACAUUAGUCAGACGCCAUGCAUGUCAACGACACUGUAUCGAUCGAAUGAGAAUUUACAAACGGGCGACCAACGGGUGACAACAUAUCGAACGAUUCAGCCAACGGAAACUAGACCGUCGUCGAUGACCAAGUCGAUUAUGAUAAAUCAUCCCAUGAAUGUUAAUUCCGAAAAUAAUGGACAACCAUCAACGAAAAAGGAUACCGAAUGGAAUCAAUUCCGUCAUCGAAAUGGCGUUGAUAUUGGCGUUCAUGAUUUUCAAAGUACUUCGGAUGGGAGUGCAAAAUCAACGACGAUACCCGGGUCAGUGGACGAUGUAAUUAUGGUGAAUGGAACCCAUAUGAGUGAGGAAAUGUCGGCGCGUAUUCUACAGAGUUUGUCACAAAAAGUCGUAUUCCAUACCAACGAUAGUGCACACAAUAGCAAUGUUACAAAUAUAACAUCUAAUCGAAAUGUACAACCGGCUCAAUCACAUCGUCCCAAUCAGUCUAGUUCACAACCAAUUCAUCGUGCGAUACAACCGGCACCGUUUAAAACAGCACAACCAUCUCGACCGUAUACCGAAUAUGCCAAUAAAAGUGGACCUGAAUACUUUCGCGUUAAUACGUCAGAUAUUCAGUCAACAACUUCAACAUUUGUUGAUAAUAUACCGCUCGUGUCGGCUAGAGGUGAUGAAAGUUACUCAAAUUCAAAUGACAUGGAAGAUGAUAUUAUCGGUGAAGAGGUGAGACCCAAACCAAUUGAUGCCUCGAUGGAUUCUAGGAUGCGAGCAUUACAUGCAUUACUACAGGAUCAUACUUAUGUGCAGUGGCCGGCUGAAAAACAAGCGCAAUUAACAGCAACAAAUACAUCGAUUACGUCAAAUAACAAUAGUGUACAUAAUAGCAGUACUUCUGUCACAAAUUCAGUGUCUAGUAAUCUUUCAGAGCCAUCUGCGACAAGCUUGCUUACAUCUCCAAUAUCUAAAACCAAACCGAGUACAACGAAUCAGUUGACAGAAAAUAUUGUCACCGGUAAUAACAAUUCUUUGCCGAAUCAAACGACCUCUCCAAAUGUAGUCGCUAGUAAAUAUCAACAACAAAUAAGUACAACAAAUCAUAUACCCGGCUAUUCGUUUGGGUAUAACGAAAUGAUGAAUGUCAAGGACGAUGAUGCGAACUCAGCAAUAAGUAAUGGAUCGCGAAAUCGAUCUGACAUUGAUCCAGGCGAGGAGACUGAAACAGCGCCUGAAGCAGGCAAUGAUGAUGACUCUGUAACACGUUGCAUUUGUGAAUUGACACAUGAUGACGGUUACAUGAUAUGCUGUGAUAAAUGCUCUGUAUGGCAACAUGUGGAUUGUAUGGGAAUUGAUCGACAGGACAUACCCGAAGAGUACAAAUGCGAAUUGUGUGAACCAAGGGCGAUCGAUCAAAAUCGAGCGAGAACUUUGCAACUCAUGAAACGUAAAGAGCAACAAAAUUUCCUAAUGAUGAAACAAUCAAAUCAAGCAUCUGGACUGUCAGUCGAUUCGAAUACAUCUCAGGCCAAUACUGGCGAUCGUGCUCAAUUAAAUGCAUUUUCAACAAUUGUUGCCAACAAAAAGAAAGGAACGCUGUCGGCGAAAAGUCGAAAAGUUGAUUUAUUUGGUGCUGCAAAUAGUAAGCGAAAACGUACCGAUUCAAGUCGAGGUGGUAGCAAACGACGCGAAUCGAAAAAAUCAUUAUCAAAACGAAAAUCGCAUUCAGGUUCCGGAUCCAAUACAACGACACCAGUGAAACCAAAUUCAUCAACGGUUGAUAAUGACAAACAAUCGGUGAGUUUACGACAAUGGAUCGAUAAUUAUGAAGCAGCCAUGACAAAUCACUAUUCACCGGAACUACGUGCCCGUUUGCAUUCGAUCACAAAGCAAAUGUCUUCGUCCACAUCCACGCCGAAUUUGUCAAUGUUAAAAAAUAUUGGUUCAUUAGAUAAUAAAUGCACAACCGUGCCACAUGCUGGAGGUAAAAUUCUAAUAAGUACCCGUGAAAUAGCCCCGAACAAUCCUGUGAUAGAAAUCCGUGGUAAAUAUAUGUUAAGCACCCAGUUCAAACCACAACAGCAAACCAAUUCACCCACAUCGACGAAUGGAACGCGAAACUUUUCGAAAAUGCAACCAGGACCAUUUUUGUUUUUCUAUCGAUUGCCAAACGAUGGACCAGAAAUAUGUGUGGACACACGAACUUAUGGUAAUGAGGCACGAUUUGUACGACGAUCGUGUCGACCAAAUGCUGAAAUUGUUUAUAGCAUCGAAAAGGGAACGCCACAUCUAUACAUUGUAUCCUUAAAUACGAUUCGAUCGAGCACCGAGAUCACAAUUAAGCAUGAACCACAUGAUUUGGAAUCGUUGGAAAGUGGUGAAAUUAAUGCACCCACAUCGACAAUUUGCGGAUGUGGUCUGAUCAAAGACUGUCUGUUUGGAGUGAGUAGCAGUAGUAGUGGUGGUAGCAGCAGUGCUGUUCAACCCACAUCACAGCCCGGAACACCAACUUCAUCAAAGAAAUCAUCGAAAAAACCGAAUGGACAUGUUAAGGACAAAAUGACAUUCGCACUUAACAAAAGGAGUCGACUUGAUAAAGCAAAUCGAAAACAAGCAGAAGCAUCACAAAUCCUAUCGGGUAGCAGUAGCAUUGGAAUUCUAUCUCCAUCGAGGUCAGGCGAUGAACUUGAUGGAGCCAAACCUAAUGAGAAUGCAUCGACAAAACCACAAACAAUACAGGAAAAAGCUCAAAAAGAGCAGAAUAGUGAGAAAGUACAGGAAAAGGCAAAUCGAAAGAAUAACAAUUCAAUCGAUGCGCCUUGGACCUCUGACCAAAAACCGGAACAAUCCCAAUCAACGACGCCGGGGAAAUCAUUGAGUUCUGAUUCAACAAAAGUGAAAGAGACAGCUAGUGUUGAGUUAACUCCACAGUCACCAUCUAAAAAUGAUGUCAAAUUUGAUGUGGCACCAAAUCGAUCGAUGAAAUCACCGCCAACGACACCGAUAUCGGCAGCGUCCACUAUAAAGUCGCCAUUAAAUAAAUCAAGUCACAAAAAGCCAACCAGAAAAUCGACAUGUAGCAUGUCAGAAGACACUGGCGAUGAAUAUUCGCAGAGUACGCUGGCUUCAAAGGGUGAUAAAGAUUCAAAGAAGACCGUUGAAAGCAAGAAACUGACACGUGAAGAACGCAAAAUGGAGGCAAUCGUACGUGCAUUUGAAAAAAUGGAGAAGACUGAACAGCGUAAAAAUGAACAAAAAAAGAUGGGUUCAAGUGCGCCCACCAGCACUAGCUCAUCGAGUAAAAAACGCAAUAGUUCGUCAUUUGGUAAGGAUGAUAAAAAAUCGAAUAGCCAAAGUGGAAAGCGUAAGCGAAAACGUGGUAAAUCAUACAGUCAAUCGAGUGGCCAAAAACGACGUCGCAACCGUUACGAUUCACAUAACUCAGACGAUGGCAAUACGUCGGACGAAUCAAGUACACCAAUGAUGUCACCAACGCGCUUACAUGAUUUGGAUCGACAUCCAAGGACCCCGAAAGAGCAUCGUGAUAAAGGUGAUAAUAUGGCAGCUGGGCUGCUUCUUUCAUUAUCAAAUUAUGGAUUAACAAAGUCAUCUGAGAAAAAUAAUUGUCUUACAUCUCCAGACCGUUAUAAUGUGACCAAUAAAACACAAUCAAGUACACCACCAUUUGCAGUUAGUUCAGCAUGUUUGUUGAUCGAAGCGGCUGUAGGUCCAUUGGAUAAUGAUUUCAAAUUGCCGACAAAAACGAAAACCAAGAAAACCAUUAUGAAUGAAUGGUUACAUCAAAGUGACGGUUCAACAUCAUUUUCAUCGCAUAGUCAUGAACAGCAACUUUUAUCAUCAUCUACUUCAGUGGACAAUUACACGCAUAGUGAUUCAAAUACAAACAUUUAUUCACAUGAAGAGCCAAGAAAUUUGAGUAUUGCUGCACAAAAAAUCGAAGAAUUCAUCCAUUUGACUUCCGGUGAACACAUAGAUGAGGACGAUUGUUCGAAAUGGAGUGGAUCACCGAUUUGCACUUCAUCUGAUGCUAUGACAGUCCCAACACCGUUGCCAACACCUCCACUUCAAAUGGGAAGUUCUGUGAAAAAACGUUGGCUGCGUCAAGCCAUUUCGGAAGAGUGUUCAGACGAACUAUUGGCCAGUUCAGCCACAUCAUCGCCGCCAAAUGGAUUUAUGGCACCAUUGAAAAAGCGACGAGUUGUUCGACAGUGUUCCGAUUUGAAUGCAGAAGAUUUGCCCUCGCCAAGGGAGGACACCAAAGAUUUGUCACUUGAAGAUGAAAAUUCAGAGAGCAUGCUCAAAGGAGACACUGAGAAAUCACUUCAAGAUGAUGAGCUUAAAGUUGAGCUUAACAAAGAUGAAGAAAAAGAUGUCAAAACAAAAAUGGAACCGAACUCAGUCAAAUCAGAAGUAGAUGAAAAUAAAUCGAUGCUGGCAGAUAUCGAUAAAUUUGAGCCAAUCGAGUCUGAUGAAGACGAAGAAAUGUGUAGUCGAACAGAAAUCAAAGAUGAAAUCGAUGACAGUCAAGAUAAAUCUCUGGUGUCAGAGAGUGCAAAGCACGAACUUAUCAGUGAAGAUUCAAAAUCGCAGGACGAUGGUGACAUGGCAUCUGGCUUAGACGAAAUAAACGACCCGAUUAGCAGAGAUUGUAACUUUGAGAAUACUGAACAAAAAGAAGACGAAGAAGAAGAUGCGACAACGUCUGAUUCAAUGAAUCUCAAUGUAUUGCCGAAAAACGAAAUCGAAGAUAUUCAACAAAAGUUACAUUCAUUCCACAGUGAAAAUCUGAUGAUACUGCAAACACGAAACAAAAAACGUGCAUCGCGGGCCACAACACCAACACUGGACGAAGCAUCAAACAGUAAUAUCUCAAAAGACUCCGUACAAUCAUCAUCUAGCGGUGAAAUUGCAACAAAAACUACUCACAAAUUCAGUUCUGAUGAUCGCGAAUAUAAACGCGAACCAUCGGCGAAGAUACAAAAUGAUGAUGAAACAUUGUAUAAUCAAUAUACGCCAAAUGCGGGCCUAGCUUCAAAUUCAGUUGGUACAAAUCAGCCAAUGGCGACAGCGCAUCCAUUUUCAGCAUAUGUUAUGAAUAGUGCACAUCGAAAUGAGACCAAUCAAUCUAUUACACCUGCACAGAUGUAUCAAACACCUCCACCACCACCUGGCGGCUUUCCAAGCGUAAGCACACAAAUUCCAGCUAAUAUGUCGUCGUCAAAUUCAUUGUAUCACUAUUUGGAAAAUCCAAAUCGGCCACCUGGCUACAAUCCGGGAUACAAUGCACCGAUAUUUCCAAUACAUACAAAUGUACCACCACCAACGCUAUUAAACAGCAGCAACUAUCUAACUAAAAGUUAUUCCACAUUGAGCGAACCAUCAACACCGGUAUCUAAUGUGCCUUCAACACCAACUGGUUCAACGACAUCAUCUUGUAAUAAUAGCCCAAUUAAUCCCAAAGUGCUAACACGUACACAAAGUGCUGAUCCACGACUAAAUCCACCCAAGGAAUUGCCACCAAUAACACCGAAACGAAAAUUAUCCAUUAACGAAUAUCGAAAACGGAAACAACUUACAACCGUUCCGGAUAGGCCGAAAGUCGACCGCAUUGAGAAGGCUGAAAGUCCCAUUGAUUCUACAAAACUAACGCAAAUUGAGGACAAACCCAAAAAUGGCAUAUCCAUUGAUACACCAAAAGAAACAGUAUUCAGUCCGGCGCCCACACUACUGGAAAUGCAACAAGAAAAUCUAUCUAAGAGGUUGAAAUCUUAUAACUUGCAAGGACUUUCCACAUCACAGGUUGAAUUAAUCAAAACAACGGAUACAGUACUGGAAAAUGAAAUUUCAACAUCAAUCUCAGAAGCUUUGAACGCCACUGCAUCUAGCAGUAAUAGCAGUUUAACGUCAAUUUCAUCGCCAAAAUCCGAUUGUGAUUUUGAUGAAACUGAAAUUCAUGACACAUUGCCGAUUCAAACCGAAAAAGAAGAUGAUGAUGAACGGGAACAAGAGCAAGAACCAGAAGAGCAAGAGCAGGAAGAAGCAUUAUCGACUAGUGAUACUUCUGCCGAAGCGAAUCCAGGUGAUUCAAAAGAAGACAGCAAAGUAGAACUAGAGACAAAUGAAAACGAAUUCGAUCUUGAGCCUGCGGAACCUCAACAAAGCGAAAGCAUUGAAUCGACAGAUACAUGAAUUUCACAUGGUGAAAAUUAGAAAUAAGACCUAUGCCCAAUGCCCCCUCACAGAUGAUGACCGUAAUUAAAAGAGCUUUUAGGUUGUACUGCAAACAACACGAAUCAAUUAUAUCUAUAUAUAAAUAUUUUUUUCGUUUCUUCUGAUGUCUAUAAGAUAGAUCGAAGAAAGACACAUUUAAUUUCAUUGGAAAAAUUAUUAAUGUGUUGCAGAACAUUUCAAUUGAUGAGUAUUAGUUUAAAAUCAAUAAAUAAUUUGGCGAAAAUGUUAAAUAGCAACGCAUUGAAAAUCGAUGUUAAUAUUGUAUGCUAAUAUUGAAUUCCCAGUGGGAUGAACCAUUCAUAUACAAAUCGAAAUUCAAUGUAUAAAAUCUUGUUCAUUUAUGACAAAACUCAACAAACCAAAUAACAAAAAUGACACAAACGACAGAAAUCACAGUAUUACAACAAUAUAUGAAGAAAAAUCAUUUACGUUAUCCAAUGACUUUUAAUGGGUGAGCUCCAACAUUUUAAAAGCAAUAUUCACCUGAACAAACAAUAGAAAUAAGUAAAUGAAUCCAGUGAACAAAAGAAUUAAUACUGAAUCAGUUUGAAUCCAGAUGAAAUUGGAAAACAUAUUUUUUUUACCUUCGAGUACGAAUUUUAUAUUAUUUAUUUGCUCAUAGUUUAUUUAUAAAGCAUUUUCUUUCUCUGAUCGCCAUGCAUUUUAUUAAAUUUCUUUUUUUUUUCUAUUAUUAUCGAUGCCAAAACAUACAAUUAACAUUUAGUUAAGAAUACACACAUGAGUUGGUAUGUAUGUUUUGGUUUCCAUUAUUAUGUCAUUAAAAUGAAGAUGAUCAAAUUGAAAAAGAGAAAAACAAACAAAUACGCAUUAUAAUUGGUGCAUCCUACUUACGUAAUGAUCGAUUUAAUUUUCUUAAUCUAAAUUGAAAACUCAUUAUUAUUUUUUUGGGGGCCAACAAACCCCAAAUUUCGAAAAGAAAUUCCAUUCGAUCUUUCACACGUAAUCUAAAACGUAUGUAAAUAAAUUUUUAAACAGAUAUUUUCUACUGGAAUGUAUGAAAGAGAUAAAGAAAAAAAAAGAUGAAAAAAGAAACGUAGAAAAAGCAACAAUUGAAAUUAGGCAUAAGUAAAAAGUGUAAAUAACUGCGCCAAUUAAUUACUUCAUAUAUUUACAAUUACAUUUAAUUUGAGAUAUAUUUUUUUUAAAUACUUACUAUAUAAACAAAAAGGUUACAACAAUAGUCGAUAAUAGAUAGAUCGAUAAUUUUUUUUUCUCUUCUUUUUGAAAACACAAAAUGACUCAAAGCAACUAUAAACGUAUUCUAAGAAUUUGAUAGAGUUUAUGAUUUUACACCUAUGCAUAGGACACAUACAGACCGCUACUUCACACUCGAAAAUGACUUGAUUCAUUUCUUUCUUUUUUGAGUAAAUGUAUACAUGAAAAGCAAACAAAUACUACUUGAUUAUUAUAGAUUGAAA
Molecule: messenger RNA, 10151 nt
Organism: Contarinia nasturtii (swede midge)
Lineage: Eukaryota; Metazoa; Arthropoda; Insecta; Diptera; Cecidomyiidae
Gene: upSET
Product: inactive histone-lysine N-methyltransferase 2E
Exons: 16
Coding region: 1264-8670 (2468 amino acids)
Molecular function (GO): protein binding
Source: RefSeq, a predicted model, not a curated record